This is a messenger RNA of Sclerotinia borealis F-4128, 1185 nucleotides long. The record is from the annotation of a GenBank genome assembly. NCBI's taxonomy places the organism in Eukaryota, Fungi, Ascomycota, Leotiomycetes, Helotiales, Sclerotiniaceae.
AUGUUCACCAAUAUCAUCACAGUCGUCGCUCUUACUGCCAGUGCACUUGCACACGGCGGCCACGAAGGUCAACUUCCAAUUGCUGGACCACACAAGGUAUUGUGGUAUAACACUUUACCAGGAGAUGGCGGAACUCAAGCCGACUCAGUAUUCUCGGGUAUCUCAACUUUCGGUCGAUUGCCAUACAUUCCAUGUUUAGCAACGGACGAAGUGAAAUAUGACAUUGCAUUUAUUGGGGCUCCUUUCGACACCGGGACUUCGUACCGACCGGGAGCUCGAUUUGGCCCGAAUGGAAUUCGUCAAGGCUCUCGUAGGCUCAAUCUUUAUGGAGGAUACAAUGUUCCUUUAGCUACAAACCCUUUCGAUAGUUGGGCAACUGUUAUUGAUUGUGGAGAUAUUCCAGUCACCUCCUACGAUAAUUCAUGGGCCCUACACCAAAUCGAAGAAGGUCACAACUCAAUCCUCUCCCGCGCCCCCGCCAUUGACGCCAAAAAACUUGGACCGGCCAAAAACGGUAAAACCCUCCCUCGAGUAAUCACCUUAGGCGGAGACCACACCAUUACUCUCCCCCUCCUCCGCUCCAUCAACCGUGCAUAUGGUCCCAUAUCCGUCAUCCACUUCGAUUCUCAUCUCGAUACCUGGAAACCCAAAGUAUUCGGAGGAAGUCCAUCGAAAGUCGCUUCCAUAAACCAUGGUACUUAUUUUUGGCAUGCGGCUCAAGAGGGACUUCUCGCAAAUGAUACGAAUAUUCACGCAGGUAUUAGGACGACGUUGAGCGGACCCAGCGAUUAUGAAAACGAUGGAUAUUGUGGGUUUGAAAUUGUAGAAGCGAGGGAAAUUGAUACGAUUGGCACAGAAGGCAUUAUCAAGAAAAUUCGCGAGAGAGUUGGACUUGGGAAACCAGUUUACUUGUCGAUUGAUAUCGAUACUUUGGAUCCUGCAUUCGCCCCCGCAACCGGUACCCCUGAAACAGGCGGAUGGUCAACAAGAGAGCUGAGAACGAUUUUAAGGGGAUUAGAGGGAAUUAAUUUGAUCGCGGCGGAUAUUGUCGAGGUGGCGCCGGCGUAUGAUACGAAUGCGGAACUUACGACGAUGGCGGCGGCGGAUGCGUUGUUUGAGGUACUUAGUUUGAUGGUUAAGAAGGGGCCGUUGAGUGCGAUGAUGGAGGGUGUAGUGGAGAUUUAG